Molecule: messenger RNA, 753 nt
Organism: Encephalitozoon romaleae SJ-2008
Lineage: Eukaryota; Fungi; Microsporidia; Unikaryonidae
Exons: 1
Coding region: 1-753 (250 amino acids)
Source: RefSeq, a predicted model, not a curated record
AUGACCAUAGUGUAUGAGGCUGUUGGAAUGAAAAGAUGUGCUCGAACAGGUGCUGAUUUUGAUAGAGAUCUGAGAAGAUUCUCCAUGCUCGAGAAGGCCGUGAUAUCAAUGGCCUAUCUACUUCCAAUCAUCAUCCCUUCAGUUGCAAAAUCCAUAGAUGCAUCCUAUAAUUUAUUCCUUCCCCUUUCCAUGGGCCUUUCUGCUUCUUCAUUCAUGCCUAUAUCUGCUAGAAUAGCCCGAAGGUUCUUCGACCAAGAUACAGUCAGGAUAGUCACCCUGCACAGCUCCAUGGUGACAAUAUACGUGGCCAUAGUAUUUAUUUACUCUCUUCGUAUGUCUGCCAUUUGCUAUAGCAAUGGAUUCCUCGAGUCAGAUAUCUCAGAUGGAGAGAUGAUGUAUAGAAUGCUCAUUCUUGCUUCAUAUCUGUUCUAUGACUCAGGGAGACUUAUCAACCGAUCUGUAGGAUUGUACAGGACGUUUGUAGUGAUGUCCCACCUUAUUGGUAUCUUUUUGAUAAGCCUGCUAGCUAUAGCAUAUGAGACGGGCUUUGCAUCCCAUUCUCUUCUUAUGCAGGUAUUCUUUUGCCACAGUAUAUCCUCAAUGGUAGUGUCGCUGGCUUUCGACAACUUUCCAAGCAUCAUAACCUUGAAAAAAGACUUAGAUAUUCUCCCGGUUGUCGUGUCUGUUGGAAAUCUCCUUACUGUCAUUCUUGGAGUUGAGAUCAUAUUUCCUAGAUACAAUCUUAAUAAAUAA